UAGGCAGCGGUAUCCAUCUCCAAAGUUAAGCAGUGUCAAACUGAACUGAAGUUGGGAACGAUUGGAAAGUCGCGUCUAUCAAACAAGUGUCUGUUCAGUUCCAACGAAACCUAACUUAAAUUAAUCGUUCUAAAUAACCUGUGCUUUCACAGAACUGACUGAUCUCUGUGAGAUUGCAAAAACAUUCUAUAGAAACAUUGUUGCCUGCCGCUUACCGCAAAAAUGAUGAUGCACUCGUCUCAGAAGGACACCACCUACACAAAGAUAUUUGUAGGGGGUCUUCCAUAUCACACCACGGACUCCAGUCUCAGGAAAUACUUCGAAGUGUUCGGUGAUAUCGACGAGGCUGUUGUUAUAACAGACAGACAGACGGGCAAAUCCAGAGGUUAUGGAUUCGUGACGAUGGCAGACCGGGCGUCUGCAGACCGAGCCUGUAAGGACCCUAACCCCAUCAUCGACGGCAGGAAAGCCAAUGUGAACCUGGCCUACCUGGGGGCCAAGCCCAGGGUCAUGCAGCCAGGUGAGGGGAUGGACGCGCUGGCGGAGGGCUACGCCACACGUUUAUUUCACAGCUUGGACGACCAAGGUUUCUCAUUUGGUGUUCCUCAAAUCCAUCCAGCAUUCAUCCAGAGGCCUUAUGGGAUCCCAGCCCACUACGUCUACCCCCAGGCCUUUAUGCAGCCAAGCACCAUGGUCAUCCCUCAUAGCAUGCAGUCGCCCGCCGCCACGGCCUCCGCCGCCUCCUCCCCGUACCUCGACUACACCGGAGCAGCCUACGCCCAGUACUCAGCCGCAGCUGCCAGCGCCGCGGCCGCCGCUGCCUAUGAGCAGUACCCGUAUGCAGCCUCCCCGGCCCCUGCAGGCUACAUGGCUGCAGCAGGGUAUGGGUAUGCGGUCCAGCAGCCCCUAGCAGCCGCAGCCACCCCAGGAGCAGCCGCUGCAGCUGCAGCCUUCGCCCAGUACCAGCCCCAGCAGCUUCAGGCAGACCGCAUGCAGUAACCAACCACAACUACUACUAUUACUGAGCCUGGUUAACAGAAGAGGGGGAGGCUAUAGAGAGGAGUGGGGAGGUCGUACUGACCCCCAGGAUACUACAAGGGGAGAGGUGGGGGGGUGGGGGGGGGAGUGGUCGUCAAACCUUGGCUUUAGAACAUGCAGCGCUGCUACCAAAAGAGCCUGAAGAAAAUAAUCUCAUAACUGAAGAGAAUAGUUACUUUAUUAUUCAAAUAUCAUCAGUGUUGUCAUCACUAAAGUACUGUUUUUUUGUUGUCAUUAUAUCAGAAAUAUUUAAUAUUUAUUCAUCAGGACAAAUAUCUAGAAUUAUUAUUUAAGAUAUGACUUCAUAACCAACCUUUAAGUUUAAGUUUAUCAUUUUAAGCAUAUUUAAUGUGUAGUAAAUUAAAUGUGUGAUUUUGUACAACCUUCACAAGUGCACUCAAGUCUAAUCAGGUAUUUUCCCCUCAAAUUUCUUAACAACGCAGAUGGUCAAA
Messenger RNA from Coregonus clupeaformis (lake whitefish), 1490 nucleotides. RefSeq names its product RNA-binding protein 24-like. Gene Ontology annotation, cellular component: cytosol. NCBI's taxonomy places the organism in Eukaryota, Metazoa, Chordata, Actinopteri, Salmoniformes, Salmonidae. The coding region runs from base 223 to 999 and encodes 258 amino acids. The transcript has 4 exons. The record is from RefSeq and is a predicted model, not a curated record. Gene Ontology annotation, molecular function: mRNA 3'-UTR binding.